CCUACUUGAAGGGAACCAACAUCCCUUCGCCAUCUGAACCCCUUGCGCGUCGCUCCGACGCUCGUCGACGCUUUACGCUAAGGAAUCACCGCUUUCAGCCCUCUUUUCCAUCGUCGAUCUUGAGGGAACAGGGAACCCGGAGGCAUGCAAUCUGCCACUAGGCUGCAGUGUAUCGUAGGCGAUGCGGAGCCGUCCAGCACUUUGUUAACAGGCCUGCGCACUCCGACCCAAUAUCUUCGCUGGCCUUUUCCAGAAGCUAUCGCCUUUGCGACCAUCCGCAAAGUCGGGAAGCAAGUGUUCGGGCAUAUCAGACAUGCUCUGUUCUACUCAGCCUCUGCAAAGGCUAGUCCAUCUGGUGACGUGUUGGUUUGGUCAAUGUUUGGCGGUGGUUCACCGUUGGUUCACCGUGAAGGGAUCAAUGGAGGCCCUCGAAUGACCUCAUUCAUGCCGAUGGCGUCCCUUUUACGAUCCCUACCCUCCUUUCGUGGUUCUGCUAUUGUUCUUGUGCUCUUCUCCCGCGUCCUCGUAAGGUCUGCAGAUUCAUCCGCAUCUUCGACGCCUUUCUUCACAGAUCGCGGGCAUGUUCAGGGCACGAGGCGGAGGGGCUGGUCUGGAGACUGGCAUUCGUCAUGAUGAUGGGUGGAUGGAUGAUGGGCGAUUGGGCGCUCGCCAUGCUCCAAUCACUAUCGUGGCCCUAUCUAGACUCCGGCCUUUGAGCUAGCCUUACAGGCGCUUGUCCUGCAGGCCAGUCCUAGGGCACUGCCUCGAGAAGGCUUCGAGCGGUAGGUAUGGCCUUGUGAGCGGCCAGACGUAGUUGUAC
This is a messenger RNA of Schizophyllum commune H4-8, 820 nucleotides long. RefSeq lists its product as uncharacterized. The transcript has 2 exons. The coding region runs from base 145 to 633 and encodes 162 amino acids. The record is from RefSeq and is a predicted model, not a curated record. Lineage: Eukaryota; Fungi; Basidiomycota; Agaricomycetes; Agaricales; Schizophyllaceae.